AUGGGGGGGUCUGGGAGUGCUCGUACGGCGGGUGGUGGGGAGGUUGUGGUGGGUGGAGAGGGGUGGAGGGAGGCGGAGUUUCGUUGGGAGGCUGAGCAGGGGUUGGCGGAGUUGCCAUUGGACGAUGCGUUUCGGCUGUUCGACAUGGUGUUUGGGCGGUCCCCGCCUGCUGCUACCCUCUCGCAGUGGUCGCGACAGGGAUUCCGGUUCAGUGACGACCCGGCGACCUCGCUAGGCCUGGUGCAGCGGGAGGGGGGGCCGUGCGGGGUGCUGGCGCCAGUGCAGGCGCUGCUGCUCAAAUACCUCCUCUUCCCCCCCAUGCCCGCGCACCCCGUGGAUUCCUCCCCGCCUUCCGCGUCCGCCGCCCUUGCUGCUGGUGGUGCUGCUUCUGGGGGGGCGAGCGCUGGGCAGCAGGGGGGCAAGGCGGGGGAGGAAAGGAAGGGGGAUGUGGGAGGAUGGGAAGAGGAUGAUAUGAGGUUUUAUGACUCGAUGCCAGGCCUGGAUGUGCAAGGGAGAGUGUAUCAUAGAGCUGCUGCUUCUGCUUCUGCUGCUGCUGCUACUGGUUCUGCUGGUGCUACAGGUGGUGCAGGUGGUGCUGCUACUGGUGGUGGUGCGGUUGGGAUUGUUCCUGGUGCUGCCUCUGGUAUGGCUGCUGUGGCGGCAGGAGAGGGAGAGGGGGAGGGUUCAGGCGACUCUGCUGCGCUGCCAGGCUUGGAAGCUGUGAGGGACGGAGACGGGGAGGGGGGAGAAGAAGGCGAGGGAGGAGAGGCCGCUCUGAUUUUCUCACAGGUUGAGAGACGAAGGGCACUGGUGUUGGCAAUGGCAGAGUCGUUAUGGGUGCCAAGCAGAGGGCAGAGAGUUGUCAUUGCUGCCGUAUCACCACACAGGCUGGCUGCUUUGGCUACUUCAGCCUCUCAACAACCACUGACCAGCCCAAUUAGCGAUGCGAAAGCACUUCAAGGAGCAGUCAGAGUGCGACACCUGGCGGGGGCGUCGCAUGCUGACGUGGCGAAGGCGCUUCACCGGCUGUUUCCAGUCUUUGAGAGCGACUUUGGCGCACUGCUGCUACUCUUCUCAGCGCUGCUCUCCAGAGGACUUGAGCGAGUUCAAGAGGACAGGGACGACCCAGAGCCACCGCUUGUCACACGCCCGUUCGGCCAUGCCUCACAGGAGAUUGUGAACCUGCUGCUGUGUGGUGAGGCAGUGGCGAACGUAUUUGAUGGUACCAUGGACUUGGGAGGAGGCAUGGCGCUUAAAGGCAUUCCCUCAGAGGCCCAGGUGGGCUUCCUCACACUCCUGGAGUCCCUCAACCUCUGCAAGGUCGGGCAGCGACUAAAACAUCCCAAGCUGCCCAUCUGGGUGGUGGGCAGCGAAUCGCACUACACCGUGCUCUUUGCGCUUUCGACUGAAGUACAGGAGGAGAAUGAUGCGGAAGCAGAGGAGUCGCGGGUCAGAGAGGUGUUUGACCGCUUUGAUACCAGCGGGGGAGGGGGGUUUGUUGCUGUGGAGUCACUUCAACCAAUGCUGGCUGAGCUGAGGGUAAAUUUCCCUCCGGAAACAAUAGACUCGCUUUCGGCGUUGGGGGUAAUUGUGUGGAACGAGCUGUGGCAGGCUCUGCUGAAGCUGGACCGAUCCCAGGGAGGGUUCAAGAGAGAGGGGUCGAGUGGGGGACGACCUGCCAGCAGGAAGUUUGACUUGUAUCACUUCAAUGGGAUUGCAAAGCGCGUGCAGACAGGAAGCAGCACUGCAGCAGCAGCAGCAGAAGUUUCUGGGGGAAAUGGAGCAGGGGACAUGUCGUAUGGAGGUUUGGAUGUGCCACAGCGUGUGCUAUCACCGCCGUUGACUGCAAUGGAUCAACGGCCGAGAUUAGUCCGGCUCCAUGUGACCGUGCCGCCCAAAUGGUCCCCGGAGGAUCUGAUGAUGAUACCAAGGCCGGAGGGCAGCGGGGCGGAUGAUAUUCCUCCCGAGGUGGUGGCAGACUCGUUUGACUCGAGUGUGAAUCUGAUGCAGCGUGCCUCGCGUGAAGCUCCCCUCGUGGAUUGUAUCCGCACUCGGUGGCAGCGAGCGUCAUGCACAUGGGUAGGGGACGCACCAUCUAUUGUGUAG
This is a messenger RNA of Closterium sp. Naga37s-1, 2106 nucleotides long. The record is from the annotation of a GenBank genome assembly. NCBI's taxonomy places the organism in Eukaryota, Viridiplantae, Streptophyta, Zygnematophyceae, Desmidiales, Closteriaceae.